AUGAAUUGCGUUAUACUGAAUACAAUCCGCAACGUUCAAGCUAGAAAUGCUGCUUACCGCUUUUGCUCUAGUACAAAUGGACCUAAUGGAACGGUAAAAGACAACAUUGUUCCGGAGCUUCCACCUGAGCCCACCACAUGCUGCAUGUCCGGUUGCCAGAAUUGUGUUUGGAUUCAGUAUGCUGCAGAUCUGACCAAAAUACUAGACGACGGGGGCGAAAAGGCACGCGAAAUUGUGCUGCAAAGGAUCGCCGAUCCAAGCUUGAAAAUGUUUUUGAAAAUGGAACUACAAAACAUACAAUCGACAAAAAUGGAUGCUUCGUGA
Anopheles marshallii is the source of this 324-nucleotide messenger RNA. Its product is annotated as oxidoreductase-like domain-containing protein 1. Gene Ontology annotation, cellular component: mitochondrion. The transcript has 2 exons. The record is from RefSeq and is a predicted model, not a curated record. Lineage: Eukaryota; Metazoa; Arthropoda; Insecta; Diptera; Culicidae. The coding region runs from base 1 to 324 and encodes 107 amino acids.